UCAGUGCGCCUUAGUCGCGCCAUGCAACUCACAAAACCGAAUUACAUAAUCUAAAAUUAAAAACAUUAGCAGUGACAGUGCCAUAACGUUGUAGUGAAACUUGAGUGAUUAGUUUAGUGUAGUGUGAGAACUCAGUGAACUCAGCGAGCCGACGGAAUGAACUUAAUAUAGGUAUCUCAUUUCUUCACACGCUUAGCGUCGCUGCCUACUUUUGCAUCAAUUACAUGAAUUUGAAACAUUUAUUUUAUUUACAGACGUGAUAAAACAUUUAUUAAUCGGUGUCCAAGAAAUGAAACGGAAAAGGUGCAGCAGUAGGUCGGGCGUCACGUGGUGACGUGUUGUCUCCCUCUAACCAUGUCCCCAGACGACGUCGCCACCAUGCGCUACGUACUCUUCUGUCUUCUGUCCUUAUCUUUCAAUAGGAACCUCGCGUUCGUGCUCGACAAGCAGAAUCCGUAUUCGCAGUUUCGUAAAUGGAACGCGGGCCUGAAUGGCACACUUGAGUUGGAGUUUAAAACGGAUCAGCCGAACGGUCUGCUUUUGUAUACGGACGAUGGUGGCACAUACGACUUUUUCGAACUGAAACUAGUGAAUGGUGCGUUGAGAUUAAGGUACAACCUGGGUGGCGGGGCUCAAAUUAUAACGGUCGGCAACAAUCUCAACGAUGGACACUGGCAUAAAAUCCAGGUGGCCCGUCGUGAUGAACAUACCUCCCUCAUGGUGGACGGCGUCACGCAGAGUAAGACGUCCAGAGGCAAGGAGUUCGUAUUCGGGAAGUUCAACACAAACUCCGACGUCUUCGUUGGGGGAAUACCGCCUUCAUACAACGUGAAGUUGACAACCCUAGCAUUGCCUUCAGUGAUAUUUGAACCGAAGUUCCGGGGAUCAGUUAGAAACCUGGUGUAUUCCGAUCUACCUGGACAACCACCAAGGAGACAAGAGUUGCGACAUUCCAGGGAUUUAAAGUCAUCCCGUACAAGCAACGCCAGUGGAGAUGCGUGCGAACGCCGCGACCCCUGUCAGCACGGCGGUGUCUGCAUCAGUACAGACGACGGGCCAAUAUGCGAGUGCCGGGACGGUGAUUAUGAAGGGGCCUUCUGUGAAAGAGAUAAAGCGCCAUCGGAGGCUACGUUCCGUGGGGCGGAGUUUCUAUCGUACGACCUGACGCAGACCGGAGGGGAGCCCAUAGUGAGCACACAGGACGCCAUAUCGCUAUACUUCAAGACUCGUCAGCCUAAUGGCCUGCUCUUUUAUACCGGUCACGAGGCUGACUAUCUGAACCUCGCGGUCCGGGAUGGUGGCGUCUCCCUCACCAUGGGACUUGGGAAUGGGAAGCAAGAGAUUCAUAUCAAGCCAGCGAAGACGAGGUUCGACGAUCACCAAUGGCACAAGCUGACAGUACACAGGAGAGUGCAAGAGAUAACGCCGCACACCAGUUUUUGCAGGGUGUCAGCCGUCGUUGAUGACGUCUAUCUAGAACAUUCGCAUGUGGCUGGUUCCUUCACGAUGCUGGCCAGUUCCAGAGCGCAUGUCGGGGGGUCGUUGAACGCGAGGGCCUUGCCUGGUGCACGGGUUCAUACGAACUUCAUCGGAUGUUUGAAAAAGGUGGAGUUCUCAGCUGAUACGCUACGUCUGAACCUCAUAGACCUGGCGAGGACCGGCAGCAAGCUGAUCACAGUCACCGGACGCCUGGAGUACGCAUGCACGGCUAUCGACUCUGCGGAUCCUGUAACUUUCACAACCAGAGACGCCAAUCUGAUCUUACCAAAAUGGGAAGCAGUGAAAUCUGGCACAAUCUCCUUCAAGUUUCGUACCAACGAGCCGAAUGGACUGAUUCUUUUCAACAUGGGCGCCAAACCACCAAGGGUAGGUUGCACGGCGGAUCUGUUUGCAGUUGAGAUGUUGAAUGGUUACAUAUACGUGCAUGUCGACCUUGGCUCUGGCGGAGUCAGGGUUAGGGCAUCUAGAAGACGAGUGGACGACUCCCAUUGGCACGAGUUUAUGAUGAGAAGAAGCGGCAGAGACGGAAGGGUCACUGUAGAUGGCGCUAAUGCUGAAUUUAAAACGCCUGGUGAAUCUAAUCAGUUAGAAUUGGACGGUCCCCUGUUUGUGGGUGGUCUGGGCUCGGAGUACUCCGCGUCGAGGACACCGCCAGCCCUCUGGACUGCAGCGUUGAGGCAAGGCUUUGUAGGUUGUAUACGAGAUUUGGUAUUAAAUGGAAAACCUCAAGAUCUCAGCGCAUACGCUCGGCAACAGGAUUCCGCGUCAGUCCGUCCAGCGUGUCAUGUGCUGAUGAAGCAAUGCGUUAGCUCUCCUUGCCAGCAUGGAGGUGUCUGCUCUGAAGGUUGGAACAGACCUUUGUGCGACUGUUCUGCCACUAAUUAUGGAGGACCGACGUGUGGAAGAGAAUCGCCAACAAUCUUCCUAAAUGGUAGUCAGCAUCUCACAGCGUCAUUAGGCCCUGAGCACAUAACGCAGACAGAAGAACUGAUGUUGCGGUUUAGGACCAAUCGAGCUGGACUCUUACUACGGACGGCUUCAGAACAUUCAGCUGAUAGGAUCGAGCUGGCUGUCGCCGCUGGAAGAGUCAGAGCCAGUGUCAGGCUAGGAGAUCGUGAGAAGAAUCUUUUAGCUGGCUCGAAUGUGGCAGACGACAAUUGGCAUACGGUUAGGUUCUCCCGAAGAGCUUCAAACUUAAAGCUGCAGGUGGAUGGUGCCCAGCCAGUACGCGGUAUGUUAUCUGAAACAAUACUAGGUAAAGCUUCUACAUUGGAAAUAUCAACGUUACACCUUGGAGGCCUAUAUCAUCCAGAAGAAGAAAUACAGAUGACGUCAACAUUACCAAACUUUGUUGGAUAUCUUCAAAAGUUUGUAUUCAAUGGAAUAAGAUAUAUAGAUAUGGCAAAAACGUUAGGAAUCGGCAGCGAAGAUGAGAGUAACAAUAUAUAUGACACUUCAAAUAUAAUAUUCAAUGGUAAAUUUGUAAAACCAGAUUCGUUGAAUGUAUACAAAUCUGUUACUUUUAAGUCGAAACAUACGUAUGUUGGAUUGCCAUUAUUAAAGGCGUACGGUAAUACAUAUCUAGACUUUUACUUCCGUACAACUGAAAUGGACGGUCUGUUGUUUUACAAUGGUGGUAAGAAACAAGAUUUCAUAGCUGUAGAGUUGGUGAAUGGACAUAUUCACUGUGUGUUUAAUCUGGGCGAUGGUGUUGUUACGAUGAAGGAUAAGUUAAAGAAUUUCCUGAACGAUAAUAGAUGGCACACAGUAUCUGUUAGAAGACCAACGCCAAAAAUACAUACGUUGCAAGUUGACGACGAUUUGGAAAUGCAUACUACUAGUUCGAAUUUAAUGUUAGAAUUAGACAGUAUAUUGUUCGUGGCCGGUGUACCGAGAGACAUGUACUCUUCAUUACCAGUGGGAGUACUAUCUCGACAAGGCUUCGAAGGAUGUAUCUCAAGUUUAGAUUUGCCUGGAGAGUCACCUUCGUUGACUGAUGAUGCUGUUGUGCAAAGUUCUUCAAUAGUAUCUGGAUGCGAGGGACCAACAAAAUGCACGCAUAACGCGUGUGCGAACAAGGGUGUAUGUGUGCAACAGUGGAACACAUACGUCUGUGACUGCGAUCUCACCUCCUUCACGGGGCCCACAUGCUACGAUGAGUCAAUAGCCUACGAGUUUGGUCCUGGCCGUGGCAUUAUCACAUACACGUUUCCGUCCAGCUCGGUAGCGGACACGGAAACGGAUAAAGUAGCUCUUGGAUUCGUUACUAGUAAAGCUGACGCGGUAUUACUACGGAUCGAGUCUUCAAACACACAGGACUAUAUGCAGAUGGAAAUUAUCCGUGGCAACCUCUUCAUGGUGUACAACGUCGGUGGCGGUGAUCAUCCCCUUGGUGAUGAAGCAGCAAGGGUUGACGAUGGAGCAUACCACGUAGCCAGGUUCACAAGGAACGGCAGUAGGUCUGCUUUGCAACUGGACAAUUAUGCUGUCAAUAUCCGACAACCUCAAGGUGGCCAACAGUCUACUAUUUUUAACAGUAUGUCGACAAUCACUGUGGGGGGAGGGACUGGUGGUUCUCGAACGUUCAGUGGUGUGAUCGCUGGGUUAGCUGUUAAUAGUGUACGGGUUCUAGACCUUGCAGCUGCUGGUGAUCCAUCAGUUUCAGUUAGAGGAGACGCGAGGAGAGCACAUACGCCACUAGAUAGGGAUAUAAAUAGAAUGCAGCAGACACCACCUUCAGGAUAUGGCGGUCCGGGAGUAUUGGAUGAACUAGUAUACUCAGGUGCUGGGUCUGGCUGCAGAGACGACGAUGAAGAUGCCUGUGUGCUUCCAGACGCGGGGUCUGGUGAUGAUUUAAUAACACCCGUUUACGUACCGUCCACAAGGCGUCCACCUUCAAGAGUGUAUAAGGGUGAUGCAAGCGGUAAACUAAUGAAGCCUUGUGAUGACGAAGACUGUAUUGAAGGAUCAGGCUCAAAUGGGGAGGAAAUCACUGAACCAGAACAUCCUAUGACAACAUCCGGAGCAAGCAGCACCCAUAGUAUGACAUCUCCUACCGUAUCUAUCUCAUCUACGGAACAUGUAGAUAAAUCUCUAGAAGGUUCCACUGAUGCAGCGACAGACACUACUGGUGGAAGUACUAAAAGUAGUACAGAUACACAAACGACACUGCCUGAUCACGAUAACAUGCACGCUGGUACUGUUGACAGUGCAACCACUCCUGAGAGAAGAACAACACCAACUGAUGACCACACUCACACACAUCACUACACACCAACACAAACAGGUCGACACACACCAGAAGAAAUAACACACACAACGGAAGAAGAUACAAAUCACAUACCAGAAUAUGAAGAUAGAAGAGAAAAUGAGAUAGAAGGGAGAACUCCCACGUAUGAGAUUGGUAUCGGGAGUGAACUAGAGAGAUCGAGAGGAAGAGGACAUCCAGAUUACAAUGGUUAUGAUAUAACGACCAAAUGGUAUCAACCGAAGACAACUGAUAAUAGAGUUGUGCCUCCAGAGUCCGAGUUUUUUGCAACAAUUGUUGGCAUAGUGGCGUCAGUUUUAAUAGCAAUAAUACUGAUUGUAAUCAUCGUGCUCAAGUAUAUUGUGUUCAAACUUCCCUCAUACAAGGUUACGGAGGAUAAAAGUUAUCAGCAGGGUGCUAGCGCUGCGUUGCUUGGAAAUCAGGCACACUCAAGUUAUCAGAGUGGAGCUUCAAGUGGUAUGACCGGUGGAGCAGUAAGAAACCUUCAGCCGUUACCACUGAACAGGAACGGUACUGCGCCGACCGCACCUUUACCACCACAACCGGUCAAACGUGACGGUAUUAAAGAGUGGUACGUGUAAACUAUGUGAUCAAAAACUCUUCGGGCAUAUCAAAGACAGUAGUAAUAAAUGAGUGAGUGUAUUCCGUAGUCGCUUGGACCCUUAACCUCGCAGAUGUCGAUCUGGAGAUGAUAAUGUCAAUAUACAAGAUGUAUAAACUAGGCGUUGGUAAUAUAUAGCAAUGAUUGAAUUAAAUAUUAGUUACCUAAUAUAAGUAUAACAUUGACAUUAAAAGCCCGGCUGAAAUAAAGUUAUAUAUACGACUGGUAUGAGCCAUAUUGAAGUUAGUAAAGAAAUUUUUUUUCGCCAUCAAUAUCAAAUCAAGAGAAACCCAAUAUAUAGAUAUCGAAUCGGUAUCGAUAUUACCAAUGCCUAGUAUACCAGCGGUUGGAGCUAUAAAUGAAAAUGAACGUAUGUUUGUUGAUAUAUGAACAGAUAGGUCGCUUUAUGAAGUUAAGACGAUACUGUAAGAUGAAGUACUGACUGACUCGCAAGUGUUUAGUAUUGUAAAUAAUAAUUAUUGUAAUGUUAUUAGUAAAUCACUUGUGCGAUCGGACUUGAAAUUUUGACGAUAUCAAAUACAUUAUGUGACAUUAACAUUAUAAUCUGGAAUUGCAUUAAUAGCAUGUAUUAUGUAUAAUAUAUUCCGAUUGGUUCUUUAAUUUGUUUCAUCCGCAUCGAUUAUUCUUAAUUCAGCCGUGUUUCACUGUAUAUUGCUAUCAUAUUGCAUUACAUGUAUUUGCAUGUUAACUUUUCUAUCUACAUUGCCUUUCAUAGUUUAAUAAAUAACAGUAAGACUAAUUAAUUAAUCGGUUUUAGGCAGUAUUGUCAAUUCUCGUAGUUGGACGUUGAUUUCUUUUUUUUUUUGUAUUAUUAUUGUCGACGCAAAUUUUUAGUUUAUUGCAACUUAAUAUUAUAUAUAAUAUUGAUUAUAAUGCUACUUUAUUGAUAAUUAUGGAAGUAUAGAAAUAAAAAUAUGUACCAAUAUACAGGGUUUAUAGAAAAUUUCUGCAGUCUUCUGAAGUAGUGGAUGUCUUCAGAAUAAUCAUUCAUUCAAUGUCAUAAUGAUAUGUAUAAUAUAAUCAUACCUACUAUACAAUCUUGUAUUGAAAAUGAUUGUUCAUAAAACAGCAGAAAGAAUAUUUUAAGAGUUUUUAUUUGGAUUUAUUCCUUCAUAUGAAGCAUAAAAAAUAAAUAUUGAAAAAUUCUUGUAAUUAAGUUUACUUAAAUAAAAACAUUCUUAUUCUUUCUAUUCUUAUCAUUUAGGUAAAUUAUGAUAAUUUAUCAGAGUUAUCUCGAGGGUUUGACCAGGUUACAAGAGUCGAAGUUACGAGUAGAUUUACUGUUACCAGAAGUACUUUUUUUCUACUCACUCAUUGUCCCUUAUCACAAAAAUUGUAUUCUUAUACUGAGAGAGAGAGAGAGGUUUCUGCACACAGGUAAAUUUGUCUAAGUUUAUUUAAAUUCAUAAAGUUACCUAAUAGCUUCUUAAAACCCAUAAACUAAAACAUUAGAAUGUCUUAAUUUUAACUGUCACAAUUUAAAUGUACUAUCCUUAAUGGUAUCAAAGUGAGAUAAAAUUUUGUAUACGUAGAUAUUGUAAGGAGAUAUUGUAAUAUGUUUUGAUGACUAUAAUGUUUGCAUUGAUUUGUUACAAGAUUUUAUUAUAUUCGGAGCAGUUUGAUGAAUUCUUGGGACAUUUUAUAAAUAUUUUUCAAUUAUUACAUUUUAAUUUACAUAUAGAUUUAGAAGACUGCAGAACUGAAACCCAAAUAUAUUUAUGUUUUUCUAACUCAACGUCCAAUUUAGAUAAUUGACUAUUUGUUAAUAUCCUAAUAAAUCAAAAUUGCUAAUAAAAUUUGGGGCUGCCAUCACGAAAAUAAAGCAUAUCGUUCAAUUAAAAGACUACAGUAACUUUUACAAUUUCAAUAAUCUCUCCUAUAUUUAUUAGGUCUUAUACAAUAUUUUAUUAUUAGGAUCGGGUGCGGAGAGUAGCGAUAUAGGGAAUGAAAUCAUUAAUAUGAGACUUAAGAACAAAUCGGCUUGUAUCUAGACCAAACAAUGUUUGUACAUUAUCGUAGAAUGUGUAACAACAUGAGCUUUUAGAUUUGGUACGGAUUGUAUUAGAAUUAUUGAGUUCCUUGCACAUUUGUUUGUUCAGAUCCAUUGCUCAAUGUCUGUCCAAUAGUUGUUUCAAACUUCCCACCUAAUCUCAAUUCUAUCAAACUUAAUAUAUCACCAUAUGUUAAUAAACAAGAUAAUGAACUAAAACGUGCUACAGAAUAUUAAGACGCAAUCGAUGAAGUGCACAUAAAACAAUUUUUAAAUAUAACACUGAUGUUUCUAGAAAAAACUUCUCAAAACAGAAACGAAUAAUGAUUAGAAAAACAACGUAUUUCGUGGAAUAUAUUUAAUCUUUACCCUCGGUAUUGAAGUAUACUUUGAUGAUCAUGAUUUAAUGAGUAUGAAAUGAAAUGAAAAUAAUUUUCUUAACGGCUACCUUCUUUUCCAGAAGGCUUCUUUCUUUUCAAAUAAUGAAUUACUUGAUUCCUAAUGCGUCUAAAUUAUUAAUUGCAUGUCGGGUUCUCUUGGAAGGAUCACGAUUAAAAAAAAAGGCUUUUAUAUUUUUACAUUUAGAAUAAUCGUAUUUACAUCCACCGUCCCAUUUUCCUCUUUCCGAUUAAAAAAAAAUACUUGAAUUAGCUUUAAAAUAGAACGAAAAAAAUGUAAUAUUUAUAUAGAUUGUUACAAAGCACAGGUUCUAGAUAAUUGAAGUUGCAUUUAUUGUAAAUAGUUACAAUUAUGGUAUGGUUAAAUUAAGCAUAAUGUAUGGUGUAUAUCGAUCACACUCGUUUUAUGGCACAAAAUGUUAGUAUCAAUUUGUUUAUCUGUCAAUUUUAGUGGUAAUUUAAUGGUUAAUAUGGUUGAUCAUUUGUACCGUGUUACCGUUUUAUUAAUGGUUGUUGUAUCAGCCAUUAAUUGCCCACCGCUGAACAUAGCCUUGCCAGUAAAUUCCACGCUUGGCAGGCGAUUUGGCAACUGCAGUUUGGCUUUUAGAGAUAUUUUAAAAGGGACGCUGCUGCCCAUCCCUCCACCAUAAGCUCCCAUAGUCGCCUCUAAAGACAUCUUUGGGAAAGGAAGGGGUGGUCUAUUCUAUUCCGGACCUAUACGGCUGAUUAAUGGCUGAUACAUGCGGCUGAUUAUUAUUAAUAGUAAUAAUAAUAAAAUUGACGUUGUUUUCUAUUCGCAACUAUAUAUUGUAUGUUAUUAUACAUUAUUUAGUAAAUAUUAAGUUCAUUCACUCCAUUUCUUGUUUUCGCUAAGCAAACGUUCCAAUAGUCUUCGUUCAUCACUUUCAUAUGUCAAAGAUCCAAUGGAUUGAUAGUUUCGAAGACUUUUGACUUAUCUUUAAAAUAAACAAUACCAUUACGUAGAUUUUUUAUUCCCAUUUUAGAUUUUUUUCUCCAUGGACUUUGUUUUCAAUAAUACUUCAUGAAUUCAGGUCUUGAUUCAUUCAUGCCAUUCUUUCUAAAAAGUCAAUUUUUAUUAUAUUGACAAAAGGGGUUAGUACAGGUUCCUUAUUAAAGUUUUUUUCUUUCCCCUUGUUAUUUGUGAUCGUGUAAAAUAAUGAUUUUUUAUAGAAUACCAUUUUAACUCCGCCUGCGCUAUCGAUAUACGUUGGCAGGGUACCAGUUACAGAUGAUAGGUGAAGAAUACCCAUUAUGACGAAUUUACUAAGUAUGGUCCACGACCUGACCCCAUAUCAUUCUCCCCAAACUUCGAAACAAAAGAAUCUAUCUUCAGAACAGUUCAGGGAUCAAUCGGUUAAUCAAAAUGGUGAUUAAAUUUAAUUUAGUAGUUACUUGUAAAUUAAUUAUUAAUUAUAAAUAAUAUACAGUUGCGAUUUUAGAAAGUAACGUUCACUUAUUAUUACAUUUUGUUUGUUAAACCAUAUUUAACUGAAGUUGUUGUUCACUCGGCCUCGGUCGGACCAAGUUUCUUUUUUCAUGCAAAAGCGACAGUUUUUGAAAUAAUAAUUAUAUUAUGUAAAUUAUAA
Messenger RNA from Galleria mellonella (greater wax moth), 9385 nucleotides. RefSeq names its product neurexin-1. The coding region runs from base 355 to 5349 and encodes 1664 amino acids. NCBI's taxonomy places the organism in Eukaryota, Metazoa, Arthropoda, Insecta, Lepidoptera, Pyralidae. The record is from RefSeq and is a predicted model, not a curated record. The transcript is spliced from 28 exons.